GCAGCAGCACCACAACUCUUCUUCUCAUCUCAAUCUCUCUUUAUUAAGCAAACGCCAACCACCUGCCUUUAACAAGAGACCCUUAAGUAAUGGCGCAACGCAUUUCGAAUGCCUUCAAGACGGCAGCUCAGGAAGAGCGCCCCACGUUUGUCGCGUACGUGACCGCCGGCUUCCCCUCGCCAGCCGAGACGGUCGACAUCCUCCUCGAGCUCGAGAAGGGCGGCGUCGACUGCAUCGAGCUGGGAAUUCCGUUCACCGACCCGCUGGCCGACGGGCCGACGAUCCAGGAGGCGCAUAUUGUUGCGCUGGAGCAUAACACGGACAUCGACGUGUGCCUGGACCUGGUGGCGACAGCGCGCUCGCGCGGACUCUCGAUCCCGGUCAUGUUCAUGGGAUACUACAACCCGAUCAUGCAGUACGGCGAGAGGGCGCUGGUGGAUAAGUGUGCUGACGCCGGCGUCGACGGGUACAUUGUGGUGGACCUGCCGCCCGAGGAGGCCCAGUCGUUCCGCGCGCUGUGCUCAGCCGCCGGGCUCAGCUACGUGCCGCUGAUCACGCCGUCGACGUCCGAGGCCCGCAUCAACCGCCUUGUGCAGGUUGCCGACUCGUUCGUCUACGUGGUGUCGCGCAUGGGCGUCACCGGCGCCCGCGCCAACCUCGACACGCACCUGGGCGAGCUGCUGGCUCGCGUGCAAAAGUAUACUGACCUGCCGCUGGCCGUCGGCUUUGGCGUCAGCCAGCCGCAGCACUUCAAGGACGUCGGUGCCAUGGCCGACGGAGUCGUCAUCGGCAGCAAGUUCAUCACGGUGCUGCGCGAUGCCGAGAAGGGCAAGGCCGCCGAGACUGCUCGCAAGUACGCCGAGGAGGUGUCGGGCCGUGCUGCCGGCAACGCCAAGCGCGACAACCCGCUGCCCGAGCUGCACGACAACACGACAAAGGAGGAUGCCAAGCUGCACACGCUGCUGCCCGAUCGCUUCGGCGAGUUUGGCGGCCAGUACGUGCCCGAGGCACUGUAUGACUGUGUCGAGGAGCUGGAGGCUGCAUAUGUCAAGUGCCGCGAGGACCCGGCGUUCUGGGACGAGUUCCGGAGCUUCUACCCGUACAUGGGCCGGCCCAGCCCGCUGCAUUUUGCCGACCGUCUGACCGCGGCGUGGAAGGGCCCCAAGGUGUACCUCAAGCGUGAGGACCUGUGCCACACGGGCUCGCACAAGCUCAACAACGCCAUCGGCCAGGCCCUGGUCGCGAAGCGCCUGGGCAAGACGCGCAUCAUCGCAGAGACCGGAGCCGGCCAGCAUGGUGUGGCCACGGCCACCAUCUGCGCCAAGCUCGGCCUCCAAUGCAUCAUCUACAUGGGCGCCGAGGACAUGCGGCGCCAGGCGCUCAACGUGUUCCGUAUCCGCCUGCUGGGCGCCCAGGUGAUCCCGGCUACAACCGGCUCGUGCACGCUCAAGGAUGCAGUCAACGACGCGAUGCGCGACUGGGUCACUAACGUGCAGACCACCCACUACCUCGUGGGCUCGGCCAUCGGCCCGCACCCGUUCCCGACCAUGGUGCGCGACUUCCAGCGCGUUAUUGGCGACGAGACCAAGGAGCAGAUGAAGAAGCUGACGGGCCGUCUGCCUGACGCUGUGGUUGCAUGUGUCGGCGGCGGCUCCAACGCCAUCGGCAUGUUCCACCCGUUCAUCGAGGACAAGGAAGUCAGGCUGAUUGGCGCCGAGGCUGCUGGCGACGGCGUCGACACCGACAAGCACUCGGCGACCAUCUCGGCCGGUACUCUCGGCGUGUUCCAUGGUGCCAAGACCUACCUGCUGCAGGACAAGAAGGGCCAGAUCAUGGAGACCCACUCGGUCUCGGCUGGGCUCGACUACCCGGGCGUCGGUCCCGAGCACGCCUGGCUCAAGGCCACUGGCCGCGGCGAGUACAAUGCUGUGACUGAUGUGCAGGCGCUCGAGGGCUUCCGCACGCUGGCACAGUACGAGGGUAUUAUCCCGGCUCUCGAGUCCUCGCACGCCGUGUACCAGGCCAUGCAGACCGCCAAGACCAUGGACCCCGACCAGCAGCUGGUCAUUUGCAUCAGCGGCCGUGGCGACAAGGACGUCAACACUGUGGCCGAGGUGCUGCCAAAGUUUGGUCCCCAGAUCGGCUGGGACCUGCGCUUCGAGGAGGACCCGACCAAGUUCAGGCGCAGCAAGUAAACGGGAAAAAGGCCCACGUAUUGCUCACUGAAUAUAAAACCUCUGCUUUGCUAAUUGUGGACCGAAUGAUCAGUGCAGCUCCCCAAUUCGGACCAGUCAGUGAAUCUGACGAUAUGAAAUGCACCAAUAUCGGCUCUGAACCAGCGUGGGCAACAGCAGGAAAAAUGCUUGAGCUCGCUUUCGAAAUAGCGCCAUACUUGGCCAGUCAUUAUGCAUCUUCUCAGAGGCG
This is a messenger RNA of Linderina pennispora, 2424 nucleotides long. RefSeq names its product tryptophan synthase. Gene Ontology annotation, molecular function: tryptophan synthase activity. Lineage: Eukaryota; Fungi; Kickxellomycota; Kickxellomycetes; Kickxellales; Kickxellaceae. Gene Ontology annotation, biological process: L-tryptophan biosynthetic process. The coding region runs from base 90 to 2195 and encodes 701 amino acids. The record is from RefSeq and is a predicted model, not a curated record. The transcript has a single exon. Gene Ontology annotation, cellular component: cytoplasm.